This is a messenger RNA of Acanthosepion pharaonis, 2784 nucleotides long. The record is from the annotation of a GenBank genome assembly. Lineage: Eukaryota; Metazoa; Mollusca; Cephalopoda; Sepiida; Sepiidae.
AUGAUUAUUGAUGUAGCUAAUGUCAUUAAGGAAGUCGAUCAGGAAGGUAGUUACAAGUAUCCGGUCUCUUCAUAUCUAUCUAUUUCAGUUUCUUUCUUUCUUUCUUUCUUUCUUUCUUUCUAUCUAUCUAUCUAUCUAUCUAUCUAUCUAUCUAUCUAUCUAUCUAUCUAUCUAUCUAUCUCAUCUAUCUAUCUAUCUAUCACAGAUUCUAACCAUCUAUCUAUCUAUCUAUCUAUCACAGUCUUUCAUAUCUAUCUAUCUAUCUAUCUAUCUAUCUAUCUCAGUCUGUUAAACAACAAAAAUCACUAUCUAUCUAUCUAUCUAUCUAUCUAUCUAUCUAUCUAUCUAUCUAUCUAUCUGUCCGAAGGUCCCAAAUUUUUCGGCAAAAGGCUAAUCUAUCUAUCUAUCUAUCUAUCUAUCUAUCUAUCUAUCUAUCUAUCUAUCUAUCUAUCUAUCAAGUUCGUUUUUAUUUUCACUUUCUUUUUCUUUCUUUCUUUCUUUCUUUCAUUCUUUUCUAUCAUUCAUUUAUUCAUUAUCCUUUCUUUCUUUCUUUCUUUCUUUCUUUCUUUUCUGUCUUUUAUUUAUUCAUUAUUCUUUCUUUCUUUCUUUUCUAUCAUUCAUUUAUUCAUUAUUCUUUCUUUCUUUAUUUCUUUCUUUCAUUCUUUCUUUUCCAUCAAUCAUUUAUUCAUUAUUCUUUCUUUCUUUCUUUCUUUCUUUCUUUCUUUUCUAUCAUUCAUUUAUUCAUUAUUCUUUCUUUCUUUCUUUCUUUCUUUCUUUCUUUCUUUCUUUCUUUCUUUUCUAUCAUUCAUUUAUUCAUUAUCCUUUCUUUCUUUCUUUCUUUCUUUCUUUUCUAUCAUUCAUUUAUUCAUUAUUCUUUCUUUCUUUCUUUCUUUCUUUCUUUUCUUUCUUUUAUUUAUUUUUUCUUUCUUUUAUUUAUUCAUUAUUUAUUCUUUCUUUUUUCUUUCUUUUCUUUUUCUCAUUCAUUUAUUCAUUAUUCUUUUUUCUUUUCUUUCUUUUUCUUUUCUUUCUUUUCUUUUCAUUUUCUAUCAUUCAUUUAUUCAUUAUUCUUUCUUUCUUUCUUUUUAUUUUAUCUUUUCUUUUCUAUCAUUCAUUUAUUCAUUAUCCUUUUUCUUUCUUUCUUUUCUUUCUUUUCUUUUUUUCAUCAUUCAUUUAUUCAUUAUCCUUUCUUUUCUUCUUUCUUUCUUUCUUUCUUUUCUUUUCUAUCAUUCAUUUAUUCAUUAUUCUUUCUUUCUUUCUUUCUUUCUUUUCUAUCAUUCAUUUAUUCAUUAUCCUUUCUUUCUUUCUUUCUUUCUUUCAUUAUUUCUUUCUUUCUUUAUUUCUUUCUUUCUUUCUUUUCCAUCAAUCAUUUAUUCAUUAUUCUUUCUUUCUUUCUUUCUUUCUUUCUUUCUUUUCUAUCAUUCAUUUAUUCAUUAUCCUUUCUUUCUUUCUUUCUUUCUUUCUUUCUUUCUUUCUUUUCCAUCAAUCACUUAUUCAUUAUCUUUCUUUCUUUCUUUCUUUCUUUUCUAUCAUUCAUUUAUUCAUUAUUCUUUUCUUUUUUUUUCUUUCUUUCAUUUUCUUUUUCUUUUCCAUCAAUCAUUUAUUCAUUAUUCUUUUUCUUUUUUUCUUUUUCUUUCUUUUUUCUUUUCUUUCUUUCUUUUCUAUCAUUCAUUUAUUCAUUAUUCUUUCUUUAUUUCUUUUCUUUCUUUCUUUCUUUUCUUUUCUAUCAUUCAUUUUUUUAUUCAUUAUCCUUUCUUUCUUUCUUUUCUUUCAUUAUUUUUUCUUUUCUUUCUUUAUUUUCUUUCUUUUCUUUUUUUCCAUCAAUCAUUUAUUCAUUAUUCUUUCUUUCUUUCUUUCUUUCUUUCUUUCUUUCUUUCUUUUCUAUCAUUCAUUUAUUCAUUAUUCUUUCUUUCUUUCUUUCUUUCUUUCUUUCUUUCUUUUCUAUCUUUUAUUUAUUCAUUAUUCUUUGUUUAUUUAUUUUCCUUUCUUUCUUUCUUUUCCAUCAAUCAUUUAUUCAUUAUUCUUUCUUUCUUUCUUUCUUUCUUUCUUUUCUAUCAUUCAUUUAUUCAUUAUUCUUUCUUUAUUUAUUUAUUUCUUUCAUUCUUUCUUUUCCAUCAAUCAUUUAUUCAUUAUUGUUUCUUUCUUUCUUUCUUUCUUUCUUUCAUUCUUUCUUUCUUUCUUUUCUAUCAUUCAUUUUUUCAUUAUCCUUUCUUUCUUUCUUUCUUUCUUUCUUUUCUUUUUUCUUUCUUUUUUUCUUUUCAUUCAUUUUUCAUUAUCCUUUCUUUCUUUUUUUCUUUCUUUUUCUAUCAUUCAUUUAUUCAUUAUUCUUUCUUUCUUUUAUUUUUUAUUUUAUUUUCAUUCUUUUUUCUUUCCAUCAAUCAUUUAUUCAUUAUUCUUUCUUUCUUCCUUUCUUUCUUUUCUAUCUUUUAUCUAUUCAUUAUUCUUUCUUUCUUUUCUAUCAUUCAUUUAUUCAUUAUCCUUUCUUUCUUUCUUUCUUUCUUUUAUUUAUUCAUUAUUCUUUCUUUCUUUCUUUCUUUUCUAACUUUUAUUUAUUCAUUAUUCUUUCUUUCUUUCUUUCUUUUUUUUCUAUCUUUUAUUUAUUCAUUAUUCUUUCUUUCUUUCUUUCUUUUCUAUCUUUUGUUUAUUCAUUAUUCUUUCUUUCUUUAUUUCUUUCUUUCAUUCUUUCUUUUCCAUCAAUCAUUUAUUCAUUAUUCUUACUGCCUUUCUUUCUUUCUUUCUAUCAUUCAUUUAUUCAUUAUUCUUUCUUUCUUUCUUUUCUAUCAUUAA